AAUUACGUUCUACUUGAACGUGGCGGUGCCAAUCUCACAAAAUUUCGCAUUUACAACAUCUUGCUUUGCUUGAAAAGUUAUACUAUUUUUACUGCAGCAAGUACUGGAUGGCUGAAUUAAAUGACAUCUACACUUCCGAUUGAUCUUAUGUACCAAUAUAAAUAGGCAGUUAGAAAAGACAUUCGACACGAGAUCGCAUGACUGCUAUGACUUGCAAGUGGAAUGGAUUAUUUAACGUUGGGGAGGACUUCGAUGAUGAGGUGCUGCAAACUGAUUUACACAGAUCUACUUGAGAUGGACUGGUCUGCUCCAUCAGUGUCUGCUAGCACAGUGUCCUCUGCAGCACAGUCCUGUUUCCUCCGUUCAACUGCAGCAUCAACUCCUGCUGCCCCCUAUGGCCAGAAUAACUCACAUCAACCAUCCACAGAAGGCAUACUUGCCCAUAGGGGCCUGUCGAAUGGCCCAGGGUCAGAUAAUUCAACACAGAACAGUGUAGGACAGUCUCCUGCUUUGGGUUUAAGACAGCUCUCUACAUCUAAACCAUUGCCCUCAUUCCCUCUUCCCCCUCUCCACCUUCCUACACUGAGUAGGGGACUGUGUACAGUUACCCAACAGAGCUCCUCACCAGCUCAACAGAUGAAGUCAAACACAACAGGACAACAAGAGGCCCCCUCGCCGCAGGAUGACUUUGAUGAUUGGGAUGUUGACCUGGCAGACCUAGAUGAAAGUGACCCACAGAUGAGCACUUGGGCUCAGGUCCGAGAAACUGCUCCAGCUGCAGAUCUAACCAAGCCCAGCGAUGACUCUGUAUCCCCAGCCAAAAGACUACGGCCCACAGCCUGUGGUGGUGCUCAAACCGGGCCCAAUGUGGGUCUGAGAGGAUUCAGUACCUCUAACCAAAUGUCUGGUCUUCCCAGUAGUAGUAAUAUACUCCACAGGUCCUCAUUCCCUGGUUCCUUCCCCUCUCCCCGCCCUGAUCCUAGUGCUACCUUCCUCCUAGCUCCACCCCAGAGCCCAGUGUUAUCUGGCCUCACCAUGGCCUCCAGCCCCUUCCCCAGGCCUGUGACCCCCAGGCCAGUCAGAGGGCUUCCUUCCCAGGUACAGAGGCCCUGGGCUACACCUCUGGCUCAGGGACGCAGCCUUUUUGACCCCAUCUCCCCAGCCCCCUCUAGUAGGUUUGGUGGACCCAUUUCUUCCCCCAGUCUCACCCCCCGUUCCCUCCACACGCCCGUCUUCACUAACCACUUGAUUCAGCUGGUGUCCAACUCCAACAAGACCCCCCAGAGACCGGGUUCUGACCACAUCCGGCCCAAUACCCGCCGCUUCCCCGGGCCUGCAGGAAUCCUACCACAACAGCAGCUCCAUGGGCAGAGCCUGGAUGACAUCGUGGUGGCCAUUCCUCAGACACCUGCACAUGGGGCCGUGGCUCGACUGCCCAGUCAGGUUCCCAGCUCUCAGACUGAGGAAGAGGAUUUCAGUGGAGGUCCGUGGGCAGCGAUGAAGGCAGAGAUGGGAUUGGACGAAAGGAACUCCUCCUGUUUUCUGCACUCUUACAGCGUGGCCAUGGUACUCCGCAAGGCGGCCCUGAAACAGCUGGUGAAGAACAAGGUCCCCAACAUGGCUGUGGUACUAAAGAGCAUCCUCCACACACACGCUGAUGCCAAGGCUGUGUUCAGGGAUCCCACAGGAGAGAUGCAGGGCACAGUGCACCGGCGCCUCCUAGAGGACCGACUAGGGGAGCUCAAGACGGGGGCGGUACUGCUGCUCAAACAGGUAGGUGUGUUCUCUCCGUCCCACCGUAACCACUACCUGAACGUGACACCCAACAACCUCCUGAGGAUCUACCCUCCUGACGGCUCGACCCCGUCCUCCACACAGAGCCAGCUGCUCCCACUCCCCCCGGAGCCAAUGUUGGAAUCAUCUGAUCAGUCCUCCAGUGUCCCAGGAGCCCCUGUGUCUCAGAUGGAGUUGUUCUAUGAUAAUGAUGAUGAAGAGGAUGUUCGGGCCCCACAGGUCUCUGCAGACUCUGGUGCUGGCUCCUCUAGUGUUCCACAGGGCCCGCCUGCUGCACCACUGGACCUGUCCUGGGACGCAGAUGACCUUGAUGAGCUUCUUGGGGAGUUGCCUGUUGAGUCCUUCUGCCUCUGACACCUGCCCACCUACCCCUUACGGAAUGUGAAUUAGAUUUUGACGCAUUCUGACCACACGUUGGAUGCCUUUCUACCUGAUUCCCCCGGAGAAUCUUGUCGCCUGAAGUGCUAUCAUUUUGUGUUUGGUGUGCUGUGACCAUUAAUUUCACCGGGAAAAUGUGCAUGUCGGCCGUGUGGGGGGAAAAACUCUGAGAUGUUGGGAACUGGGACUGUCGCUCCCGCAUCUCCCCAAUUUGAAUGAAGCUUCACUACCCAUACUGCUACGGGUACAUCCCAUACUGCUACGGGUACAUCCCAUACUGCUACGGGUACAUCCCAUACUGCUACGGGUACAUCCCAUACUGCUACGGGUACAUCCCAUACUGCUACGGGUACAUCCCAUACUGCUACGGGUACAUCCCAUACUGCUACGGGUACAUCCCAUACUGAAACAUGGUACGAACUAAAGUAUCAGCCUGAAGUGAAUGACUUUAAACAUUGUCUCCUGGAGCCUUCUGUCAUUCUCUGCCAUGCUCUUCUUUCUCCAUGUCUGUCUUAUUGCUAUUUCCUCUGUCUCUCCUAUCCCCCUUCCUCUGUCUCUCCUAUCCCCCUUCCUCUGUCUCUCCUAUCCCCCUUCCUCUGUCUCUCCUAUCCCCCUUCCUCUGGCUCUCCUAUCCCCCUUCCUCUGGCUAUGUUCCGGUCCAGCCUGUUUACCAUGCAUUACAAUUGUGUAGAGACUUUAGGGGAGGGAUUUUCUGGGGUUUUAGUCUCUGUGGAGUUAAAUCCUUCUUUCCUGCUGGGCCAAAUAUAUUCAUCCGGCUCUGUCUGGUGGAGCCCUGGGCGGCUGGGACAGUCACAGCCUGACAAAUGGGGUCUUAUCUGGGCUAAACCAGCAGGAUGGAAGGCCCAUGCCAAAAUUUCACCACCACCAACCUCUCUCCUCAGAGGCAUCACUAUACAUCCAGAUCAGCCUUACUUUCUGUACUACCCCACGCACCCCUCCAAACUUCAAUUGUAGACAGACUGACCUACAAUUCAAAUCACGUUGCAUCCUAAUUAACUACUCAAUAUUGACCAGUCAGCCAACAUUUUCCCAAGAUACAUCAAUGUUUUGCUCUUUUACACGACCAUGUUCUUUUUCCUGUGGAACUUUUGGUCAUAUAUCCCAUUUUCCUUACCUGAACAUGUACUACCAGUAGGGGGCAGUGGCUCACCCCCUCACUGCUGUGUUUUGCCAGUGUCGGUGUGUAUGUAAGACUUAUUAAAGUCUCAGCUGGUAAGAUCUGAGCUGUUGGAGGGUAAA
Messenger RNA from Oncorhynchus kisutch (coho salmon), 3432 nucleotides. RefSeq lists its product as uncharacterized. Lineage: Eukaryota; Metazoa; Chordata; Actinopteri; Salmoniformes; Salmonidae. Gene Ontology annotation, biological process: recombinational repair. The record is from RefSeq and is a predicted model, not a curated record. Bases 223 to 2148 code for a protein of 641 amino acids. The transcript is spliced from 10 exons.